AUGACUCCAAUAAUAGCUGCGCUUGCAAAGGAUCUUUUGAAAGUGCGUUUAAAACAGCAGGCUGACUACUUUCGAAAAACUCUUAGCAUGGAUUGGAUCAAAAUGAUCAAUAUCUACCUUCCCAAUGGCCAGUUCAGCGUGAAAGAGUGGGAUAAAGUUCUGACUAGUUUGCCCGGCAAGUUUAUUAUCUUAGGAGACUUCAACUGUCAUAACCCGGCUUGGGGGUCAAGCAGGCUGUCAGCAGGAGGUAGAGUGCUUUUGGAGUGGUGUAACAACAACAACCUUUGCAUUCUAAAUACAGGGAAGCCCACUCAUGUAAGUCCCGGAGGAAUCGAAUCCUGCAUUGACAUCGCUUUGUGCUCUGCCGAGCUUUAUGGUCAAUUGAAAUGGGAAGUUUCUCCUGAUCCCUUUAGCAGUGACCACUACCCUAUAAAAAUUAAGUUCGCAAAUGAUAACAACGCCUCUGCUGCUGGCAACCAGAGAAUAAUCGUUCGUUAUGACUGGAAGAAGUUCGCUACAGAAAGCAGUAACAGAUUCAGGGCUUUGCGCCCAGAAGAAAGGAACCUGGAAAAUUUCAACCGCAUCUUGAGCGCCACGAAAAAGGAGAACCUCAAAAAAAUUGCGAUUCAACGCAAAAACAGCUUCAUUCUUGGCCAGAAAAGAAAAUGUCUUAGACUCUCUAAAGCUCAUCUUUCUAUAGGAUACUGGAUCUCUUGCAAGAAAUGGAAUGCUUAUCUUAAGAGGGUCAUUAAUAUCAAGAGAAGGUUUUAUUGGGAAAAAAUUUGUAGUCAUUCCAGAAAGGAUGGCAAUUUAUUUAGGAUAGUUAAAAAUAUUCAAAAUAACAAAAGUCAGAUCCAGUUCUCUAACAAUAUCUUAAAGUACCAGAAUGGCCACGCCUGGUCACCUGAAGAGCAAAGUGUAGUAUUUGCUAAGUACUAUUCAAGAUUCACUAUUCAAAAGUUCAUUCCCCUGGAUUUUAGUGACGAAGAGAGUAGCUGUAUUAAUAGCCCCUUCUCAGGUUUUCAGCUCGAUAAAGCUAUCAGGAGCCUCAAAAACUCAGCUCCGGGACAAGAUGACCUUACAAGAUAUGCUAUCACAGUUUUAGCUGAUGACUGCAAGCAUGCACUCCUUGAGGCCGGCAACAAAACAUGGAAUUUGGGUCUUAUCCCUAAGAAUUGA
Molecule: messenger RNA, 1179 nt
Organism: Stegodyphus dumicola
Lineage: Eukaryota; Metazoa; Arthropoda; Arachnida; Araneae; Eresidae
Source: RefSeq, a predicted model, not a curated record